This is a messenger RNA of Arabis nemorensis, 612 nucleotides long. NCBI's taxonomy places the organism in Eukaryota, Viridiplantae, Streptophyta, Magnoliopsida, Brassicales, Brassicaceae. The record is from the annotation of a GenBank genome assembly.
AUGAGAGAUUCUGUGGAGAAACUGGAGAAAGUGAGGCUGCAAUAUCGUAAUGGAGAUUGUCGUACAAGUACAUCUCGUCGUUCUAUUACCACAGAUGUUAUCCCAAUCGCUAUUCGAUUAGCUAGAGGUGAAAGGAUCGCGCUUGCUCCUGCGGUUCUAGCGGUUAAUAUGAAGUCUCUGUUUAAGUUAGUUCAAGUGUGGAUAUGGGAGAGAUUUAGCAAUACUAGACCAAAUGUUAGAGAGAUACCAAAAGGCGAACCUCGGAUUUCUCGAUGGGAUUCUCUUCAACAGAGGUCAUAUAAGAAUGAGAUGUUUAGUUUUGAUGGAUUCGAUUGGCGUCCUUACACAAAGCCUUUGAAGAAUUGGAAUCCGCUUCGAGUUUCUCAGCUUGCUGGAAAUGGUUUUGUGGAGAACUACUAUCCGAAUCGAGUGGCGAUGCAGUUCGGUUUGAAUCAAGAUCUUCCUGGUUUGAUUACUCGCCAUGUAAACUUCACGGAAAAGGAAGCUUGGGAGGAUUACAACAAGUCUCUUAACGGUCUAAAGCUCUACAUGCCUUCUUGCCUUGCUCGAGUUUUGAAGAGAUGCAGAACGAAACAACAAGUGAAGCUUUGA